This is a messenger RNA of Mus pahari (shrew mouse), 1483 nucleotides long. RefSeq names its product proline-rich protein 23A3-like. The record is from RefSeq and is a predicted model, not a curated record. NCBI's taxonomy places the organism in Eukaryota, Metazoa, Chordata, Mammalia, Rodentia, Muridae. The transcript has a single exon. Bases 152 to 712 code for a protein of 186 amino acids.
CCAGAUGAGCUUGAUAAAAUCAACUCUCUCCCAGAGAGCCCACUGAUUCUCCUGCAAAAGCCUGCCAGACAACAGUUGUACCUGCAAGAGGUCUGUCACCUGCAUCGCACCUCUUUAGGCACCAGCCACCAAGUGCAAACAUAAUCACAAGAUGAAGGGAGUGAGGCCCCACAGCACCAGCGCUGACCUCGGGCCCACUCCUGCCAAGCACCCUCGCCUCCAACUACAGCAGCCUGCUCAGUGGGACCUGGAACGGCCUAUGCAGCCCUCGACUUGGCAAGGACUGCCUGAGAUCUCGCCCACCAGCCCGCUUGGGUCCUCUCUCCUGGACAUGCGCAGGGAACUUAUACAUAACCAGCUGGGAUCCUUCAGUGCUUCGGUAAGAGACAGUGAGGGCUUGGAAUACACCUCUCCCUCAGGGAUGCCAUGGAUGAACGCUCCAGAUGGCCUGGACCCAGGCCUUCAUCUCUCAUCUUCUUCAUUAGAUGGUCAAGUCCUAGAUGGCUGGAGUCCUUCAGACUUUCCUGGUGCAGAAAGUUAUGCUCUGUGGUCCACCUGGAGUCUCAAAGGCAGCAUGCUGAAGCCUCUUCCAGACUCACCACUGCAGCCUCUCCCUCCAUCUCCUCCUCCCAGUCACCAAGAGCACCGUCCUCUGAGUCCUGUAAGAUCUACUCGCCCUCCAUGCAAGGCCAGGAGGCGCCUCCUCUUCUAGGAAAAAUGGACUGCUCCAGCAACACAGCGACAUGGACAAUUACCUGGACUCCCAGACCUCCCGUGGACACCCAGCAACCUAAUGUUGAGCCUGUGUGCACACAGUGCUUUCUGCAGCACACUAGAGACAGGAGACAAAGACCUCAAGAAGAGUGGAGACAAUACAUCACACCUUGGAAGUUUAAAAAAAAAAAAUCUGCCUUUGAAAACCAGAAGAUGGAUUGACAAACUUGUAGCUUUAUCUCAAAACCUCCCAUUUCCCCUCCUUGGUGAUUCCCAGUAAGAACCCUGACGGCCUCUACUGUUUCUCCCAAACCAAGAAACCACUGGGUUUGCUCUGCUGCCAGUGUCUGUCCCUACUGUCUUUCCAUGGCUGAAUAAAGACUUAUCCCGGUUGGUUCAAGCUGUUCUCCUCGGAAACUGACAAUACCAUACUAGGGGACCAUGGUUCCAGCCUUGAAUUGAUGAUGCUUCUUCACUUCUUCUCAUCCAUCCCUUCACCUGCUGAUGUGGUCUUCACCUGUCAGUCUCCUGAAAAUGAGACUUGAUGCAGAUUGUCACCAGCUGUUGCCAGCAUGCAGUGGAUGGACCUUUCUUUUUUACUGAAAUUCCCAUACUGACUUUAGCUUUAGAUUCAUGGAAAGUGUUUGGGUUACUGUUCUUCCAAAUUGUUUUAUAUUUUUAACUUAGUAAAUGUUUUUUCUCCAGUAAACUUGUAUGAAAUGUUCAGUCAUUGUUAAAUGUGCCUCAUUGUGUAUGGAAAUAAAAUGUU